UGUUACGGUAAAUCUUCACCGCCCGGCUGAAACUCAAACGGGGAGUGGGUCCUUGAGGCCGAUUAUGUAAGUGCGCCAAGAACCGACCCCUGGUCAAUGAUACGAAGCUCCAAACUGUCCUCUCCAAAAGUGCACGUUGAGUUCCAGCUUCACUGGCGAGAGGCAGCACCACACUCCAACGCAGGGCCACCAUGUCGGCCGAUCCGCUUCACGCCCUCGCCAGCGCGGGGAAGGCGAAGAGCACCCGCAGCGUGCUGCGUGUUGUCAUCCUCGCCCUCAUCGCUGGCGCCGCAAUUGCAAGUCGCCUGUUCUCAGUGAUUCGAUUUGAGAGCAUUAUCCAUGAGUUCGAUCCGUGGUUCAACUUCCGAGCGACCAAGUACCUUGUUGCGCAUGGUUUCUACAAAUUCUGGGACUGGUUCGACGACCGGACAUGGCAUCCCCUGGGCCGCGUGACUGGUGGUACUCUCUAUCCCGGCCUGAUGGUGACGAGCGGCGUCAUCUACCACGCCCUUCGAGCCCUCACGAUUCCCGUAGAUAUCCGGAAUAUCUGCGUUCUCCUUGCUCCGGGUUUCUCCGGGCUUACAGCCAUUGCCGCCUAUCUUCUUACCAAUGAGAUGACCACGUCGAAUUCGGCCGGUCUCCUAGCCGCCGCCUUCAUGGGCAUUGCCCCCGGCUAUAUCUCUCGGUCGGUUGCUGGCAGCUAUGACAACGAAGCUAUCGCCAUCUUCCUGUUGGUCUUUACCUUCUACCUCUGGAUCAAGGCAUUGAAACAAGGCUCCAUGUUGUGGGGGGCUCUCUGCGCUUUGUUUUAUGGCUACAUGGUUGCCUCUUGGGGAGGCUAUGCCUUCAUUACCUGUCUUCUGCCCCUCCACGCCUUCGUUCUGAUCUGCAUGGGCCGCUACAGCACCCGGCUGUAUGUUUCGUAUACCACGUGGUAUGCCUUGGGCACAUUGGCCAGCAUGCAGAUUCCUUUCGUUGGUUUCCUGCCUGUGAAGACCAGUGAACACAUGCCGGCUUUGGGCAUCUUUGGCUUCCUUCAGCUGCUCGCUUUUCUGGAUUACGUCCGCUCAGCGAUUCCGAGCCGCCAGUUCCAGACGUUCUUAUGGGUGUUUGCCGGCGGAAGCUUCGGGUUAGGUUUGGCGGCAUUGGCCAUCGCUACCAGCGCCGGAUUCAUUGCCCCCUGGAGCGGUCGGUUCUACUCGCUCUGGGACACAGGUUACGCCAAAAUCCACAUCCCAAUCAUUGCCUCGGUGUCGGAGCACCAACCGACGGCAUGGCCCGCCUUUUUCUUUGACCUUAACAUGCUGAUCUGGCUUUUCCCCGUCGGCGUCUACCUUUGCUUCCAGGAGCUUGCUGAUCAGCACGUUUUCAUUGUUGUCUAUGCUCUGUUUGGAAGCUACUUCGCGGGCGUGAUGGUCCGCCUGAUGCUCACCCUUACACCUGUGGUUUGUGUUGCCGCGGCCAUCGCGGUCUCGACGCUCCUCGACAUUUAUCUCACUGCCAAGUCCCCCAAGCCUGUGGAGGGCCAGCCGGCGGACGGUGGUGAUGGAGCUGCAAAGAAAGCGGUCAAAUCUGGCCUCAAAUCGACAAGCAAGCCACUGAUCGGUGUCUAUGGGCUUUACAGCAAGGUGGCCAUCGUAGGCGCCCUAACAGUCUACCUGUUGCUGUUCGUUCUGCACUGCACGUGGGUGACGUCCAAUGCCUACUCAUCGCCGUCAGUCGUUCUGGCAAGCAGAUUGCCGGAUGGCAGUCAGCACAUCAUCGACGACUACCGCGAGGCAUACCAGUGGCUUCGGCAGAACACGCGCGAGGAUGCCAAGAUCAUGUCAUGGUGGGAUUACGGUUACCAGAUUGGUGGAAUGGCCGACCGUCCGACGCUAGUCGACAAUAACACGUGGAACAACACACAUAUUGCGACAGUGGGCAAGGCAAUGAGCUCGCGCGAGGAGGUCAGCUACCCGAUCAUGCGCCAACACGAGGUUGACUACGUCUUGGUCGUAUUUGGCGGUCUCCUUGGUUACUCGGGCGAUGACAUCAACAAGUUCUUGUGGAUGGUGCGUAUCGCCGAGGGCAUCUGGCCUGACGAGGUCAGCGAACGCGCAUUCUUCACCCCACGAGGCGAGUACCGCGUGGAUGGUGAUGCUACUGAAACCAUGAAGAACAGCUUGAUGUACAAGAUGUCGUACUACAACUACAACAAGCUCUUUCCGCCAGGCCAAGCCAUGGACCGGAUGCGUGGCGUCCGCCUCCCAGAGGUGGGGCCAUCGCUCAGCACGAUCGAAGAGGCGUUCACAAGCGAGAACUGGAUUAUUCGCAUCUACAAGGUCAAGGACCUUGAUAAUCUUGGCCGCGACCAUGCGUCAGCGGCGGCAUUCGAUCGCGGGCACAAAAAGAAGAAGGCCACGAAGAAGAGAGGGCCUAGGCUCCUCCGGGUAGAUUAGGACAUAGCUUUUAUAGAGGGCCUUUUGUGUAUAAACAAGUAUGUCACAACCGAUUUUCUUUUCUCAUUAUGGUCUGGGAAGGAUCCGGAAAAACAAAUGGGUGUGGUAUAUCAGAUGAAAACAUGGAUACGUGAAUUACUACCUGUCGCCGGCGUCGGCACAAUCGUCAAAUUUUUCCACAAUUACCCUCACUGAGCGUGCGUGCGGCCUAUUGUGUGUGCUUGCUUCUGCUGAACAAUGCAUCCAUUGGCCUCCUCAAUAGGU
This is a messenger RNA of Canariomyces notabilis, 2705 nucleotides long. RefSeq names its product glycosyltransferase family 66 protein. The transcript is spliced from 5 exons. The record is from RefSeq and is a predicted model, not a curated record. Gene Ontology annotation, biological process: post-translational protein modification. NCBI's taxonomy places the organism in Eukaryota, Fungi, Ascomycota, Sordariomycetes, Sordariales, Chaetomiaceae. Gene Ontology annotation, molecular function: dolichyl-diphosphooligosaccharide-protein glycotransferase activity. Gene Ontology annotation, cellular component: membrane. The coding region runs from base 192 to 2441 and encodes 749 amino acids.